AUGGAAAAUUUCAUAGAAAUAAAAUUCGAUCAAGAUCCUUUCAAAAAAACUCGACAUGCCAAUUGGAUGAAAAAUCCUCCCACCCCAUUAGGAAUGGAACUCGAAGAAUUGUUAAAUCCUAGCGAUCGUAAACCCGACCGGGCAAACCCUCCACGUCCACAAGGUCCAUUCGUCCUAUACAGACGAAAUUUUAAUGCGUUAAUGAAAAGGACACCGCACUAUAUUAAUUUUAACGAAACAAGCACCCUGGCUAAAUUUCGAUGGGAUAACGCAUCCGAAGUCGAAAAAGAGUUUUUUCACAUGUUGGCCGACAAGGCAAAAGAAAUCCACGCGGGUCUUUACCCAAAUUACAAAUAUCAGCCAACGAAAA
Molecule: messenger RNA, 370 nt
Organism: Paraglomus occultum
Lineage: Eukaryota; Fungi; Glomeromycota; Glomeromycetes; Paraglomerales; Paraglomeraceae
Source: the annotation of a GenBank genome assembly